This is a messenger RNA of Astrephomene gubernaculifera, 4684 nucleotides long. NCBI's taxonomy places the organism in Eukaryota, Viridiplantae, Chlorophyta, Chlorophyceae, Chlamydomonadales, Astrephomenaceae. The record is from the annotation of a GenBank genome assembly.
GCUACUAUUGUGUCUUCUUACUUUGGACCGUUGACUUGUUUAGUCCUCCCCCCAAUUCAACGCGGUGGGGAGGACGAUGUUGGACGGGCAGCUUGACACCACAGCACUGCCCUCGUAGUGCAGGAUAUAGUAGGAACAUCCAACGCACAAAUUCUCAUAGGGCUGUCAUUCUACUACACGUUUGGCGACAGCUGUUCCUUCAUCCAUGGCUUCUUCAGCAAUCGACGUGGAGUUGCCCAGCGCUUUUGCCCAAGCCGCGACGCAAGUUCGCAUAGUAAAUAAUGAUGCUGGGGCGUUAGCGUCUCAGCAGGCAGCCGGUGCACCACAGCAAGACUGCGCUGCCGCCGGGGCACAGAACGGGACCGCUGACUUCGCAGCUGCAUUCUCGUUAUUCCUUAACAAUCCAAGCGAAGCACUGGAAUCCAAUAAUAUACCGCAAUCUAUGCUAUCAAACAUACAACUGGCCGGUGUGCUAGGCCUCUUGCCGCAGCAGCAAGCUGCUGGCCAGCACGCCCAGGGUGCUCAACCGCAGGGGGCCCAGCCAAAUUCUCAGGAUGCAACGGCACCCCAGGAGGCUGCUCUCAAGACCGAAUCAACACCAGACGACUCAGGUCCCGGCAACUCCAUGCCUGACGCCGAUCAGCAAGACGGUGUCUCGAGGCACCAGCAGCACCAACAUCCGCACCCAUCGCAGCUCCUUCACGGGCCUGGCAUGGCGGCGCAGGCGCGACCUGGCGUCCCACAGGGCCGCUGGCCGCCAGCCGCCGUCGCCGCGGCCCACUGGGACUACGCUGCUGCAGCUUGCGGCAUGCUGAGUCAGCAGCAGCCCCCAGGCGGGCCUCCGCCACCGAACCACCAAGCGCCUCAGCAGCCUCCGCAAGCAGGGGUACCGCCAUCCCACGGGCAGCCGCCCCAGCAGCAGCCACAGCACAUGCCUCACCCAUCCGUGCCUUCAGCUCCGCCUUCUGCAGCUACGCAGGGCAACGGAAGCACUGGCGCAGCGCCUGGAGGAGGCCCCGCACCGUCAGCACCCUCAGGUUGCCCCCAGCCAUCUGCUCCAGGGCAGAUGCACAUGCAGCACCCUGCUAUGCAGAGCAUGCGCGGCUACCCUUACGGACCGUACGGCGAGCCGUGCCCGUACCCGCCUCACGCCCGACCACCGCCCGGGCCCUACCACCAUCCCGGCAUGCCGGGCCCUCCAGGCCACAUGAUGGCUUACCAUCCGGGCUUUCCGCCAAUGCACCACGUACCACACCGGGCGCCGUACUACCCUCCUGAUGCGCGCUACCCACCCAUGGCGCCAUGCCACCCUGGGUACCCGCCGCCACCGCCGGGCUACUACCGUGGCCACCCGGGCAUGCCUCCACACCCUCACGCCCACCCGGCGUACUACAUGCCCCCGCCCUACGGAGGACCGCACCCUGGCAUGCACCCGGCGAUGUACCACACGGGGCCGCCACCAGGUAUGGCAGGACCCGGCAGUGGCCAGGGACCUAUGGAGGGGCCUGGUGGUCGUGAGAGUACCCUUUCUGGCAACUCCGCCGGCACUGCUAUCGGCGUUGGCGCCUCAGACGGCGGCAGCGACCCCGUCUCGGCCAUGCGGCGCGUCACCAAGGGCAAUGCCAGCAUGGGUGGAUCCGAGAGCGAGGAUGUUGGGCUGGAGGCGGUCAUUACGUUGCGCCCAGCUGCACAAGAGGACCAAGAAGGAGUGUCGGGUGAAGACGCUGCUGCCGCUGAUGCUGCUGACGGCUCCAUGGCGCUGGUGCCUACGUCGUGCCAAGACUCCAAGGCGCAGGCAAACAAUGCCGUUGGGACCGGGGAGGAGCUGUUGCAGCCUAACGGCAACGGUGGCCCUGCAGUACCACCCCACAUGCAGAAGAUGCCGCCAUCGCCAGCCUGGCCGCCGCACAUGAUGCCGCCGCCGCCCCACGGCAUGGGCGGUCCCAUGCCGGGUGUUGGUGUCGGCUUUGAGUGGUCGCCGCCGCAUCCGAUGGCCAUGAUGGCCGGCUACCCUCCUCCGGGCUAUCCCCCCCCUCCCGGUGGAUGGAUGUACCCUGGCUACGACCCCAUGGCUGCCGCGUUGCACCACCAGCAGCUGAUGCUGGGUGGUGAGUUGGAGGAGGAUGACGGCGGCGGCGAUGGCGGCCUUGACCAGAUGCCACGACGGCGACUGUCAAUGAUGGGCGGGCCUAUGGGUCCAAUGCCGCCAGGUGCAGUCAUGGGUGCGCCCCCAAUGCCCCAACACCAGCAGCAUAUGCAGAUGGCUGCACGUAGGAUGCCGUAUGCGCAGCAGAUGCAGCCGCCGGAUGGCUCUGCAAUGCUGGCGCCGAAGGCACUAACUGAUGAGGAGCAGCAGCAGAUGCAACACAUGCAGCAGCAGCCAUCCAGGCCAGGGUCGGCAGACCCGCAGGCGCAGUUGCUUGGCUCGGCCGCGUCGCUGCAGAUGCAGCGAAGCGGCUCUGUGGGCCAGCUGCUGUCUGCACUAGGAGGCAUGCCAGACAGCCAGUGCUAUGUGUCAAGGCGCACCCAACGUCUUAAGAAGCGUCGGAGCGUCGACCUCGGACCUGGCGCCACGCCCGACCCCUUCGUGCUCGCCGUCGCCGCAGCCGAGCGCGCCGCCAUGGGCCGCGACAGCUCCACUGGCAGCGGCGCGCUGGGCCUGCCGCCCAUGUUCCCCAACCUCGGAGGCGGCCCGCGUCGCUCGUCCAACGGUUCCGAUCGUACGGCACACCUCUGCAGCCGCGGCUCGCAGCCCCCCAGCAGCCGUCAGCGGUCCGAUCCGGGCUACCUGAUAGAAGGACCGGACCAGGGAGGCGUCUGGGGCCCUGGCGGAGGUCCCAUGGGGGGCCCCAUGGCGGGUCUGGGCCAGCUUGUGAACUAUCCGCCGCAGCUCCCACCAGCGCCGUUGCAGCUGUUCCAGCAGCCGCAGCAGCAACAGUUGCAACAGCAGGUGAUGGUGCGGAGGCCUUCGGAGAACGGUUCGGGCGGCGGCGGGCGAGCCAUCACACUUCCAAAGCGGUUCGAUGACGCCAUCAUGACAUUGGAGUACCCCAAGGGUCCUCAACCAGGCUGCAACGCUGUACGGAAGCCCAACAAGGGCCCAAUGCAAGGCCAACAGCAGCUCGGCUUCCAAGGCGGGCUCCCUGUACCGUACGGUGUAAGGCUUCCGGGUAUGCUAUACGACCCGCAAGGCAUGAUGCUACCCGGCGCGGAGGAGCCGCAGUACGAAGAAGAAGAGGAAGAGGAGGAAGCGCAGGAGGUGGAGCUAGGCAACGGCGGUGACGACAGCGACGAGGACUACGACGCCGGAGGUGAGAGGCGCGGCUUCCGGGGCGGCGGCAGGUCUGUCGGAGGCGCCAUGUACGGCAUGGGUGAUGGCAUCAGCCGGAAGCGCAAGGCACCCAUGGUUCGGGAGGAACUGCCCCAGCCGGAGAAGAAGCGCAAGGCUCGUGACCCAGCCACGAUCUCCAAGGUGGUGGUGAACUGCGUCAUCAUCCUGCGCAUGGUCAACCAAGACCUCGUGUACGAGAAGGAGAUCCGCAACGCGCUGGGUAACAACCCCGACACGUCCAAAGCCCUGCGACUGCUGAUGAACCAGGGCAAGCUCGUCCGCACCGGCCAGGGCGGCCGUGGCAACCCCUACUGCUACCGCUGCACGCCGCUGGGCAUCCACACGCUACAGCGCAUUGAGGAGGCAGCCACACCAGGCGCGGAUCCCAACGCGGGGCCAAAUCCGGAACAGCGUGCGGCGGCGGUGGCUGUGUGAGCGCGAGUGAGGCUAGGAGCGAGGAGGUACGGCGUUGCAUGGCGACGGGAGCCAGUGCUCUUUGUUGGCUUCGUAGAUGCCCGCAAUCGGGCCGUGCAGACUCUGCAAGGGUACAUGUUGUUGUUGUUGAAUGGGUGCAUGAGUUUGUCGGGUGGUCUUAGGUUAGUGGGGUUCCGGCAUUGAGUUGCGUAAAGUGGGGGUUGGAUCCUGUGUUCCGUGAGACUUGCAGUCAGCGUGGUGAUCGUGACUUGCAGUGGUACCAGCCGUGCGGUUACUAUGGGAUGAAUCUGGCCCCCAUAGGCUACUAGUCGUCCUGGCGCUACGAGGUGGGCGGAGGUUGAUGUUGUACUCGCGAUAUUUUAUUGUGCGGGCGCUGGCGGGCGUUCACGUUUUGUACUGGCGCGAAGUAGCUGCUAAAACGUCUUACCUAUCCACUGAACCCCUGGCCCCUGUUGCGCCGCUGACUGCGUGUCGUUGAAGACUUGGUGCCAACAUGCACUUCACGCAUUGACAACCAGUAGUUGCUGUGGUGCAUGACCCUCGAAGCCGUGCGAGUUGGUUGCGCACCUUGAAUGUCUUGAACACGAACCAGCUGGGGACAGCCGGCCAGUCCUCUUCAGUUUGGUGACAUAGUCGUAUACGGUAGGAUACCCUGGGACAUUAAGGCCUCUGCCGAGCUGUGGCCCCCGUGACGAGGUUUGUCAUUCAUGUGUGUGAUGCCGAUUCUAAAUUAUGGGCUCCGUGAUCUGCCGUGACUACCGUACUAAGUUUAUAAGCCACAUGGACUGUCCAUGCGUGCGGAUAGGUCGUGUUGAGGAGUUGUAGCUAUAGGACAUGCGUUGGUAGUGGAGUUGGGCUGCUAGAGAUAAUGGUCGUGCUGGGGAUACCGGCUUAGAUGCCUGUAAGCUACAAACCAUG